AUGCCAUACUGUGAGGAUAAGAUCAAGAAAAUGCUCCCGAAGACAUAUCUUCGCAAACAUGCGGCCCAUGAAAUAUGUGUUGCAUUGACUUACUUCAAAAACCUCGUGCCUGUGAUGGAUAAAUAUGUUUACAACGAUGGAACCACAAAAGACUUGAUGAGUCUAACCGGAACCAUUCCUGUCAUGUAUGAAGACAGGACCUAUAACAUCCCAGUAUGCUUGUGGAUUGAGGAAAUACCCCCAAACUGCUCCCAUCUGCUAUGUCAGACCCACACGUGA
Molecule: messenger RNA, 279 nt
Organism: Centropristis striata (black sea bass)
Lineage: Eukaryota; Metazoa; Chordata; Actinopteri; Perciformes; Serranidae
Biological process (GO): protein modification process; endosome to lysosome transport; protein transport
Cellular component (GO): ESCRT I complex
Molecular function (GO): ubiquitin binding
Source: RefSeq, a predicted model, not a curated record